Molecule: messenger RNA, 1704 nt
Organism: Linderina pennispora
Lineage: Eukaryota; Fungi; Kickxellomycota; Kickxellomycetes; Kickxellales; Kickxellaceae
Exons: 8
Coding region: 1-1704 (567 amino acids)
Biological process (GO): trehalose biosynthetic process
Cellular component (GO): cytosol; alpha,alpha-trehalose-phosphate synthase complex (UDP-forming)
Molecular function (GO): catalytic activity
Source: RefSeq, a predicted model, not a curated record
AUGUCAGCAAACACCACUGAGGCUUCUUCCAGCGAGCAGUCGCACCUCAUCGUCGUAUCUAACCGUCUGCCGGUGACGCUCACAAGGGGUGAGGACAACAUGUGGUCAGCUAAGCUGAGCUCAGGCGGGCUGGUGGCAGCGCUGAGCGGGCUGAAGAAGGAGACGUCGUUUCGGUGGGUUGGCUGGCCAGGCGGCGACUUCAGUGCAGACGAUCGCGUGAAGAUUGACAGUCUCUUGGGCGAGAACUCUUGCAGCGCAGUGUAUCUCGACGACGAAACAGCCGAGCUUUACUAUAACGGAUUCUCGAACAGUAUCCUGUGGCCGCUGUUCCACUACCACCCCGGCGAGAUCAACUUUGAGGAGGCGGACUGGGAGGCUUUGCCGGACUCGCUGCUGGAGGUGGUGCAGGACGGCGACCUGGUGUGGAUCCACGACUACCACCUGAUGCUGCUGCCGCGGAUGCUGCGGACGAUGCUGGAUGGACGCGGCCUCAAGAGCGUCAAGAUCGGGUGGUUCCUGCACACGCCAUUCCCGAGCUCCGAGCUGUACCGGAUUCUGCCUGGUGUUCUGUCGGCGGACCUGCUAGGGUUCCACACGUAUGACUACGCGCGGCACUUCCUGUCGAGCUGCGCGCGGAUCCUGGGGCUGCAUACGUCACCUGACGUGCACGUAGGCACAUUCCCAAUCGGCAUCGACCCGGACAAGUUCAGCGAGGCACUGGAGACCGACGCAGUCAAGGCGCGGCUGGGGCAUUUUGAGCAGCAGUUCCGCGACACACAGGUGGUGGUAGGCGUGGACCGACUGGACUACAUCAAGGGCGUGCCGCAGAAGCUACUGGCAUUCGAGGAACUGCUGGCACGGCAUCCUGAGUAUGUGGGGCGCGUGGUGCUGGUGCAGGUGGCAGUGCCGUCCCGUGGCGAUGUCGAGGAGUACCAGCAGCUGAUUGUCAGUGUCAGCGAGCUAGUGGGCCGCAUCAACGGGCGGUUCGGCACGGUGGAGUACACGCCGAUCCACUUCCUGCACAAGUCAGUGGACUUCACCGAGCUGGUGUCGCUGUACGCUAUCUCUGAGGUGUGCCUGAUCACAUCGACACGUGAUGGAAUGAACCUUGUGUCAUACGAGUAUGUGGCAUCGCAGCAGAAGCGACAUGGCGUGCUAGUUCUGUCGGAGUUUGCCGGCGCCGCGCAGUCGCUGAACGGAUCGAUCAUCAUUAACUCGUGGAAUAUUGAGGAAGCUCUGUCGAUGUCAGCAGACCAGCGGCUGGCAAACUUCACGACACUGUAUCGGUAUUCAUCGACAAAUUCAAGGCCAGCACCUAAGGCGCGCGUCGUGGUUCUGGACUACGACGGCACGCUGAGCGCAACCAAGAGCAUCCCAGAGUUUGCGCGGCCGUCGCCGCUGACGCUGAAUAUCCUGCGUCGCCUGGCGGCGCUGCCGCACACCUUGGUGUAUGUUGUGUCGGGCCGCAUCCGCGCCCACAUGGCGCGCUGGUUCCAGGGCAUCGAUAUUGGCCUGGUGGCCGAGCACGGUCUGUUCUACCGCCACCCGUCCGCCGCCGGUGCCGUGUCCGGCGAGUCGUCGCCGCACUACACCGAGCGCACCCCAGGCUCGUUCAUUGAGGAGAAGGAGAUUGAUGUCACCUGGCAUUACCGCAACACCGACCCUGAGUUUGGCUCGAUGGCAAGGCAAACGAGCUGCAGAUGA